AUGUCACGUGUGAUCGGUGAUAAGCGGGGUCACCUAGUUGAUAGAAACAGUCCAUUUAAAUGAUAUAUCGAUCAUUUAUUAAAAGAGUGGCGUAUAUCAAACAUCACUAUUGUUGGCUUAAUGAUGCAGAAAUGUUUUUUGUGUAAUAAUUUAUCAUUCUUUCUUUAAUAUAGAGGGUUUGAGAAGUGUACAAGUUGGAUCGUUGUAAGAAAUCGAAUUGGUUUGCAGUUUGAACCCUUUAGGCAUGUUAUUGACAAACUAGUUUUUUUUUUGCUUACCGAUUUAUGGACUUUAGCCAAAUCAUAAAUAAGAACAUGGCAUUUAUUUUUGUCUCCUUAGCUAGUGGAACUGUUUAAGAAUGAGACCACUGAAUCGAAACAGUCCAGACAGAAAUUAUUUUUGUCAUCAGCAGAUAAGAUUAACCCAUCUCCUUCUAGGAAUGCUAUAAAAUCUGCAAAGUUUGGUCUUGGCAAGUCACUUGCCAAUAUCUAACUUGGCAAAGAACAUGGCAAAGAAUUAUUGGGCGUUCUGCCUACAUUGCUUAACCCUAGGGUUAAUGUUGGGUUGGAGUCAGCAGGCUUCACUUUCGAGGAGAGAAUACUAUACGGCUGGUGUGGUGGAGUUUAAACCGUCGAACUUAUUAUCCGAUAAUCUAAAGGCCUAUGUGGAGAUCAUUCACUCGAAGAAUGCCAGCUCGACGGACAUUAUUGUGUUUCCGGAGAGCACCCUCAACGAUAUGGGUCCAACGACCUUUGUGCCCAAUCCCGAGGAUCGGAUAAAUCCCUGUUUGAGAAAUCUUAACGAAAGCCACUUCGAGGAUUAUCUGGUGACCCUAUCCUGUGCGGCCCGCAAUGCCAGCAAAUAUAUUGUGAUCAAUCUUACCGAAAAGCAAAAGUGCCAGGAUGUUCCCGAGGAUACGAGACCCUGUGCCGCGGAUGGCUUGAAUGUGUUCAAUACCAACGUGGUCUUCGAUCGUCAGGGAGUGGUGGUCUCCAGAUACCGAAAGGUUCACCUCUAUGGUGAACCCAAGAACAGCACUUACCUUCCAGAACUGAGCACCUUUGAGACGGACUUCGGGGUCACCUUCGGUCACUUCAUCUGCUUCGAUAUCCUGUUCUAUACCCCAGCCCAUCAGCUGGUGGAUCAGGGAGUCACGGACUUUGUCUACCCGGCCAUGUGGUUCUCCCAACUGCCCUUCCUUACAGCUGUUCAGAUCCAAUUGGGCUGGUCCUAUGCCAACGAUGUGAAUCUGCUGGCUGCUGGAGCAAGUGAUCCCACCGUGGGAAAUAGUGGUUCGGGGAUUUACCAAGGACGUAGUGGCACUUUGAGGAGUGUGAUGCGUCAGGGCUCCGGAGAAAGAGCUAUAUAUGUGUCGCGGGUGCCCAAGUACAAAGGAAAAAGACGUAUAAAGAGGGAUCUCAACCGACAGGUGGCCACCAAUUCAAGUUUCAACAUAAAGCGUGACUAUCUGGAGAACUUUACCAGUGAGGAGCUGCAAAUUGAGGCUGGAAGGAGCGGUCAUCUCAGCAAGAUUCUUUGUCAUGGUGGUUUCUGUUGUCAUUUCGAUGUGGCCUGGAGAUCCUUGAAAAAGGCUCAGAGGAACUCCAGUUACUAUAGCUAUCGUGUGGGCAUUUUCGAUGGUUGGCGUAAUCAGAAGCGCCUAGAUGUCAACUAUAUUCGAAAUUGCGGUUUGUUCACCUGUUCCGGGGAUUCAAUAGAUGAUUGUGGUCAGCUGCUGCCUGACCUUCAGAAGCCUGCGGUGACCUUCACCCAACUGGAGAUUCGGGUCACCUUUCCGCACUCAAGGGAGUUUCUAUUCUUUCCCGACACCCUGCUCGACAAUCUUUUGCCCCUGGAACCCAAACAAUUUGAAUGGGCCCAACAACAGCCCUCUGAAGAGAGCCAUCAGGUGCGAUUUGCUUUAAGGGAAUCCCAGGAGGUCAGUCACCUUUUGACCUUUGCCAUUUAUGGCAACUACUAUUAUAAUGAUUGCACUUUUGGUGUUGGAACUGCCGAGGAGCAACUGGCCUGUGGUUAUAAGAAUCCAAAAAUAUAAAAAGAGCUUAAGAAAUUUGAGUAAUUUUAUAAAACAUUUAUGAUAUUCCUAGCUAGAUCUAUUGUUAGUUAUUACAAUGUUGGCAGUAUCUUCAGAAAUUUUAGUUUUUUUAGCGAAUGCCCAAAAUUCGACUUUACUCAACUCAUAAAAAACUAGGGCACGCACAAAUCAGCUGAUUACCGAUUAAACCGAUUAGAUAGACCAUCUUUACAGACAGUAAACAACAAAAAAUUCA
Molecule: messenger RNA, 2291 nt
Organism: Drosophila suzukii
Lineage: Eukaryota; Metazoa; Arthropoda; Insecta; Diptera; Drosophilidae
Product: vanin-like protein 2
Molecular function (GO): hydrolase activity, acting on carbon-nitrogen (but not peptide) bonds, in linear amides
Source: RefSeq, a predicted model, not a curated record